CCGCUGCACCUGACGGCCCACCAGGAAGUGUGGCGGACAAAUCCUCGGCCGUUAAUCCCCGCUCGGCUCGGUAACCGGAGACAGCGGGCCGGACCGUGCACACUGACCGUCCGCACCGGCUCCGGGCUCCGUCCUUCCCCGCCUGCAGCUGCUGCAGAGCCCGCUGCUGCUGAGCUGAGGCUCCGUGAGGCUCCGGGAGCUCCGGGCUCGUCCAUCCUGACUGACAUGGGAUGCUGCGGGAGCGCGGAGAGGACAAAGAGAGAGUGGAGACCGCUGGAGGACCGGAGCUGCACAGACCUGCCCUGGUUCCUGCUCUUCACUGUCUUCUGCGUCGGCAUGGGCAGCAUCUGCGGCUUCACCAUCGUCACCGGCGGCGCCGCUCGCCUCGUCUUCGGAUACGACAGCUACGGCAACACCUGCGGCCGCCGCAACGAGCAGAUCGAUGGCGUCCGGCUGAGCGGCCUCGACCACACGGACCGCAAGUUCGUGUUCUUCUUGGAUCCGUGUAACAUCGACAUCGUCCAGAGGAAGAUCAAAUCUCUGGCUCUGUGUGUGUCUCUGUGUCCUCCUGAGCAGCUCAACACACACCAGGACCUGAAGAGGUUCGCCAUGCUCAACGGUUCUGAACUGUGUUCCUACGAGUUAGCGGCUCAUAAAUAUCCGGCUCUACCGGAGCGGUUCUCCAAAUGUCCUAAACUUCCUGUUCCUCCCAGUAAGCCGCUGCCGGUGUUUAACCGCUGCACGCCGCUCGACAUUUCCUGUUACGCCAAGUUUGCCGAAGCCGUGGUGACGUUCGUCAGCGACAACAGCGUCCUGCACCGCCUCAUCGCCGGGGUCGCCGCCAGCAAGGAGAUCAUCAUCGGGCUGUGUGUGCUCGCCCUGGUGCUGUCCAUGACCCUGAUGGCCGUCAUUCGCUACAUCUCAGCCGUCCUCGUCUGGAUCCUCACCUCAUUGGUCGUCCUCGGAUCUCUGGCUGGGACCAGCGUGCUGUGGUGGCUCUACAUCGAUUACCGUCUCUAUGGAAACGGCACCAGCGUAACCAAGGAGGUGAAGGAAGAGGCGGAGCCACAAAGAGACAACGGCCAGGCGCUGCUCGUCUACGCCAUCGCUGCCACCGUCUUCACCAUCAUCCUGCUGCUGCUGAUGCUCUUCAUGAGGAAGCGCGUCGCUCUGACCAUCGCUUUGUUCCACGUGGCGGGAAAAGUCUUCAUCCACCUGCCGCUGCUCACGCUGCAGCCCUUCGUCACGUUCCUCGCUCUGCUGCUGUUCUGGAUCUACUGGAUCCUGGUUCUGCUGUUCCUGGGAACCACAGGGAACCCAGUGCAGAACGAGGAGACGGGUCUGACGGAGUUCCGGCUCACGGGGCCUCUACAGUACCUGACCUGGUACCACGCGGUGGGUCUGGUCUGGAUCAGUGAGUUCAUCCUGGCCUGCCAGCAGAUGACUGUCGCUGGAGCCGUGGUCACCUACUACUUCACCAGGGACAAGAACCGGCUCCCGGUGACCCCCAUCCUGUCCUCGGUGCUGAGGCUGCUCCGGUACCACCUGGGCACCGUCGCUAAGGGCUCCUUCAUCAUCACGCUGGUGAAGAUCCCCCGACUCGUCCUCAUGUACAUCCACAACCAGCUCAAAGGAAAGGAGAACGCGUGCGCUCGCUGUCUGCUGAAAACCUGCAUCUGCUGCCUGUGGUGUCUGGAGAAGUGCCUCAACUAUCUCAAUCAGAACGCUUACGCAGCGACGGCGAUCAACAGCACCAGUUUCUGUACGUCGGCCCGCGACGCCUUCGUCAUCCUGGUGGAGAACGCUCUGCGGGUCGCCACCAUCAACGCCGUCGGAGACUUCGUGCUCUUCCUGGGGAAGAUCCUGAUCGUCACAUCGACAGCGUUCGCCGGCGUUCUCCUCCUGAACUACCAGCGGGAUUACGCGGAGUGGCUGCUGCCGCUCAUCAUCGUCUGUCUGUUCGCCUUCCUGGUGGCUCACUGCUUCCUGUCCAUCUUCGAGAUCGUGGUCGACGUUCUCUUCCUCUGCUUCGCCAUCGACACGAAAUACAACGACGGCACGCCAGGGAAGGAGUUCUUCAUGGACAAAGCUCUGAUGGAGUUCGUGGAGAGCAGCCGGCGGUUGGAGCGAGCGGUGGAGCGCGGGCGGAGCCGGGUGAAGGAGGCGGUGUCGGAGGGGGCGGAGAUGAAGCCCAUGGCUCCGGGGACGAGUUCAGCUUGACGUUGAUGAGGCGUUGAGGAGCGGCUGGGACUUGUUAAACACAGAGAGACAUUCCAAAUGUUUAUUUUUACCAACGUGUAACAUGUUUACUAUGGUUUCACUCCAGGGAAAACGAUAUUUUAAUAAGAACUGUAAAAACGUAACCAUGUAAUGAAGCACUUUAUAUUGAAGCGCUGCAGAUUUUAAACCGGCUGAUGCAUUUUUUCGUAGUGAUGUCGUUUUUUAUAAAACUAACACGUCUGCAGUCCCUGAACGCAUCGUCUGUCUGCGGCCCCUGAACGCAUCGUCUGUCUACUGCCCCUGAACGCAUCGUCUGUCUGCGGCCCCUGAACGCAUCGUCUGUCUGCGGCCCCUGAACGCAUCGUCUGUCUGCGGCCCCUGAACGCAUCGUCUGUCUGCGGCCCCUGAACGCAUCGUCUGUCUGCGGCCCCUGAACGCAUCGUCUGUCUGCGGCCCAUGAACGCAUCGUGUCGCUCACGCAGCUUCUUCACGCCGACAGCCAAUCACAGGCUCCCCACCUGGACGCCAUGUUGGAUCGGGAACGCUGUGAUGUCAUCAAGGGGAGGGGCGGCUACAGAGCUCCACGUCUGAUUGGUCGACAGAUGUUCGUGAGAGACUGACAACUGAUUGGUCGCUGGUAUCAAAACACCUUGAGACCUGUAAAGAAUCAACAUGUUGGAUCGGGAAUGCUGUGAUGUCAUCGUGAGGGCGGAGCUUCCUGUCCCCACCACACGGGAGGAGGAGGGUCACAUGACUGCACAUUAUCACACGGUUCCAACAGGAAGUGAACUGAUUAUUGAUUAUUGAUCGUGGCUUCUUCUUUAUGUCCGAUCUUUCCUGUGUUUAAACUACACUACCCAUGAGCCUCGGCUGCUGCUGCUGUGAAAAGACACGAGUUGCCGUGGUUACCGAGGUCACUCAGAUUGACCCAGAAAUCCAGUUUAAGCUCUGUGAUUGGCUGUUUCUUGCUGUAAUGCACCCUGGGAGUCGUAGUUUACUAAAGAAGAAUAUUUUUAUUAAUACUUCCUGUUUAAAGCUCGACUAACCUGUCACAUGGUGAUGACGUCAUCACUUAAAAACCUUCAGUCAUGUGACCCUCGGCUCAAACAGCCAAUCACAGCCCACAGGCGGGAGAAGAGGGGGCGGGGCUUCCUGCGGAGGUCAGCAAUAAAACAAACUGCAUCAUGUGACCACGUCAUCGUCGUCAAUGACAACGAGUCUUCCUGCUUCAUCUUCCUCCACGCAAAGUUCAACUUCCUGUUCUGGAGCUUUCAGCAGGAAGUGAACCUUUGAGCUGGCAGUGAAACGUCCUGCAGCCUGAACGCACCAUG
This is a messenger RNA of Scomber japonicus (chub mackerel), 3551 nucleotides long. RefSeq names its product solute carrier family 44 member 1b (gene slc44a1b). The record is from RefSeq and is a predicted model, not a curated record. Lineage: Eukaryota; Metazoa; Chordata; Actinopteri; Scombriformes; Scombridae. The transcript has 16 exons. Gene Ontology annotation, cellular component: membrane. The coding region runs from base 226 to 2220 and encodes 664 amino acids. Gene Ontology annotation, biological process: transmembrane transport. Gene Ontology annotation, molecular function: transmembrane transporter activity.